Drosophila serrata is the source of this 867-nucleotide messenger RNA. RefSeq lists its product as uncharacterized. The record is from RefSeq and is a predicted model, not a curated record. NCBI's taxonomy places the organism in Eukaryota, Metazoa, Arthropoda, Insecta, Diptera, Drosophilidae.
GUCAAUAUAUCCCCGUUCCCAUAACUCAUUUCCAACCCAAUUUUUUGGAAAAUUGUUAUCAAAACUCGGUUUUUUACGGCAUUUGACCGGCAGCAACAUUUCGGCCUAAACCUAAAAUGAGUGAGCCGCUUUCGGGUCCCUGGCUGCGUUUCGCCUACAAUGGUAUCCUCCUCUAUACGGCUGUUAGCUCUGGCUGUAAAAUGCAGCCGGAGGAGCAUCCUCUCGCCCUGGUAGCCUGCAUGGUGGGUGGAAUCACGGCCGUGUUUGGCCUGCUGCGGGUAAUCUUUGCCAGCGGCCAGCCAGAGGAGUGUCGAAAGUUGAGGGACAUAACGCACGGAGUGCUGGAACUGGUGCCAUUGUCACUGACCAACAUGGAUCUCUAUAUGCAGUCCACCGGCUGGAGUGCUGUCACCUUGGGCCAUGGCUUCUUCUUGCUGCCGCUGCUCUGUGAUAUGAGGUGUUGUCUGGCAAAGAAUCGGGUCGAUUGCGGUAUAUCCGAUAGCCUCAAGGAUCUCACCAUUCUGGGCAACAUAGUGUCUCUUGGGUUUUUGGCCUUUGUGGAACGGAACUUCCUCUAUCUGCGAAUGAUGCUGGUCAUGGCUGCGAUCAGGUACGGAGUGGUCCUGGUGGACAGCAUCAGGGAGAACGCUGGUGAGGAUUUGCAAGUGUGCGGAACGGCAUUGUUCUUGUACCAACUGGGCAAGGCCGUUGAGUCGGUCGCCGAGUAAUAUUUGAAGGGGAGAGCACCUUUGCAUUAACCCCUGACCACAGCUGCUCGCUUCAAGGGUUUCGCCUCCCUUGUUCCGCUAAAUUUUCCGUGAAUUGAGUUUUGAACCUGGAUUAAAUUUCACUUCACCUGACUUUCAA